Molecule: messenger RNA, 3304 nt
Organism: Sinocyclocheilus rhinocerous
Lineage: Eukaryota; Metazoa; Chordata; Actinopteri; Cypriniformes; Cyprinidae
Product: sphingosine 1-phosphate receptor 2-like
Exons: 2
Coding region: 469-1581 (370 amino acids)
Biological process (GO): G protein-coupled receptor signaling pathway
Cellular component (GO): membrane
Molecular function (GO): sphingosine-1-phosphate receptor activity
Source: RefSeq, a predicted model, not a curated record
UCGCCGCGCGCACAGACCGUGAGCUUGUUGUUCAGUCGAACAGCGCGUGGAAUUACAGAUUUUUGAAUAAAACGGAAAACACAGCCGUACCUGACGCGUCCUAAAGACGUUAAAACGCAAACGUAGAGUAUUUUUUCUUGUCUUUUCAUGUUUAUCUCAACCAUGGCUGCGUUAAUGAUUAGAUUACAUGCAGAAAUGACUCCGCGAAAGUUUUGACUUUUAUAACAGCAGUUAUUGUUGGCUCUCCCAACGGAUCCUUCAAGACUCGAUCAAGGAAUCAAGACUCGAUUACGGAAUCUCAUGUAAACUUUAUAAAUGAAGAUUAAAAACAUCGGCACGCUCUUCUUCUCUCUGCCAAGCGUCGCACAUGGGGUGACACUGAGGAGCUUCCUGGGCCACUGAGACGUGACUUCGGGCUGGGCGUCUCAUUUCCUGUGCCCCUGCUGGCCCAGACAAGCUGCCCUCUGAAUGACUACUGGCCGUCUGGUUGCAGGGCUUUGCCAAGCUGCCACCAUGAGCAAAUACUCCCAGUACUUCAACAAGACCCUCAUAGAGGUCCACUAUCGCAUUGCCAAGAACAUGAGCCAGAAGGAAAUCAAAGGCCGCAUGGAGAGUAAACAAAGCCUGAGCGCCCUGAACAUUUUAUUUGUCAUAAUCUGCAGUAUCAUCAUCUUGGAAAACCUCCUGGUACUCAUUGCCGUGUUCCGCAAUAAGAAGUUCCACUCUGCCAUGUUCUUCUUCAUCGGGAACCUGGCCUUCUCGGACCUACUGGCUGGCUCCGCCUAUAUUGCCAACAUCUUCCUGUCAGGCCCUAAAACAUUUCAUUUGGUGCCUGUCCAGUGGUUCAUACGAGAAGGGACUGCUUUCAUCGCACUGGCUGCCUCAGUUUUCAGCCUGCUGGCUAUCGCCAUAGAGCGCUACAUAGCCAUCACCAAGGUCAAAGUUUACGGCUCCAACAAAACUUGCCGCAUGUUCCUUUUGAUCGGAGCGUGCUGGGUGAUGUCCAUCCUUCUGGGAGGGCUUCCCAUUAUUGGUUGGAACUGUAUUAAUAACCUGGGGGAUUGCUCCGCUGUCCUGCCUCUCAACUCCCGAUACUACAUCCUGUUUGUCGUCACCAUCUUUACCAUCAUCUUGCUGUCCAUUGUGAUCCUUUACGUUCGCAUCUACCUUAUUGUGCGUACCAGCCACCAAGAGGCCACCAAUUCUCCAGCUUACGCUCUCCUGAAGACUGUCACGAUCGUACUUGGUGUUUUCAUCAUUUGUUGGUUGCCCGCCUUCACCAUCCUUCUCUUGGACACUUCUUGUUCGAUGAAAAAAUGUCCUAUCCUCAACAACGCUGACAUCUUCUUCAGCAUCACCACACUGAAUUCGGCACUGAACCCGCUGAUCUACACGUUGCGGAGUAAGGACAUGAGGAAGGAGUUCCUCAGGGUGCUUUGCUGUUGGGGGCUGCUCAAUUGUGGCAGGCCUCCUCACCGCUGCAUGGUGCCACUCAAGAGCUCGAGUUCAAUGGAGCACUGCACCAACAAACACGAACAUCAGUCAAUUCCCAUCAUGCAGGACUGCACUACUUGUGUCUGAUUUCGUCUCCUCAGUGCCCAGGUGUUUGAAGACAAGGGGAGACCCCAGGCAAGGCACAGAAGACAGAAGUGUUCAGAGACCUCACUGAUGAACGAGAAUCACAAUCAAUGUCUUCGGACUCUUGGACAUUUAGGGCAGAUAUCACAGCUGUGCUACCGGACUCACACGUGUCCUUUUGUUGCUUAUGUCCUUGCAAAAGUUCCUGAACAUCACAGAAUGAGACUUCACCACGUAUUUGACAUUUUAAGGCAAAAUUAAAGAAAGCCAAAUUCAAAUGGGAAUAUCCAUUUAAGCUCUUUGACAAAACAUGAACAAUUUAAAGUUGCACUUUGUAGACUUCUAGGCAGCUUGGGAUUGUAUAUUUCUCAUAUGCUGACCAACCUACCAGAAGUCGCAUACAAGAUGUAUCCUAUCCACAAGUAGACUACCACUGUCUUGGUUCAGAGACUUGAGAGGACAGAUUGAAAUGUACAGAUCGACAAUGCACUCCAUGUGAGCCAAACAACCAUGCAUGCUUGCAGAACCUCUCCUAAUGUAUUCAUCAAAUUACUUGAUAUACAUAACAUCCUUUGAUUACCAACAAUAAAAGUAUUCUUCAUACUUCAUUGUAUUGCAUGAAAGUCUAACCUGUGUAAAAACUAAUAUGUAUGGCCAACCUAUGUACAAUUGUCAAUGUUACUCCUCUUUGUCCAUAUUGUCCAUCUAAACUCACUGUCCCUUAAUAUUUUAUUUUUCUUUAACAUUCCUAAUUUUUUCCUAAGAGGAAAGCACAAUCAGAAUGUGAUAACUGAAUUCCUGAUACGAGUUUCUCUCAGCAGCUGAUGUAAACGCUGGUUGUGUUGGCAUGACAAUGCCGUAGCUUCGCCGCGGCAGCGUAUGCUUCGUUUUGUGCCCUCUUGACGAAUUGAACUGAAUAUAAGAAUGAAGUGUUACGAGCGAACAUUUUCGCUGAUCGACAGUAUUACCGAACAUCAUUGUUCUCCUGUUGAUUAUUGAGCUUGCAGCAACAAGAACGGACACUCACUGUGAAGUCUUAAUGACGUUUAAAGUCAAUUGAAAUUGAUACGCCAUUGAUAAGACAGGAAACUUUGAGAUUAGGACAAAUUGAGCAUGCCUUUCUCUCUUUUGAAGGCAUAUUCAUUCUGAGAUAUGGGGGUUGUUAUGCUGUCUUUUAAUAGGCCACAAGUCUUUAGAAGAAACUUUAAACUUCCUGCAAAGUUCAGUGUUUCCUAUGCUUCUUCCCGUUGUUAGGGACUGACCUUAAUGUUCCUAUACGUUUAUAUCAUCAGUCCAACACUUUCACUCACACAAUCACAGCCAUUGACUGUUUGACCCCAGCAUGUUUUAGUUUCCUCUGCUGAUCGGUUUAGUUCAGCAGAGAAAGCACUUUGGCAGCUCUUCCAGUACCGACCUAAUGUAUUUUGGUUUUUCUUUCUUUCUUUCUUUUUUUAAUGCAUGAAGAGUUUAAGCCUGUGUGAGCAUCCCUAUCACUCCGUUCAAUGUAAAACAUUGCCUACCCUGUGGAACAAUGUUUAUUUUAUAUGAUAAAUAUAUGAAAGUUUGUAUGUAUCCGUGUACAGUAUGUAUGUAAUGUGUAUACGUAUAGAAUGUCUUGUGUGCAAUAGCCUUGUGUUUUAGUAGCAAGCUACCUGUGCUAAAUCGGUACAAUCCCAAACACUAAUGUAGGUACAUACACAUUAGUUCAUUCCUUUUUCAAAUAAAA